Aspergillus oryzae RIB40 is the source of this 5508-nucleotide messenger RNA. RefSeq lists its product as uncharacterized. NCBI's taxonomy places the organism in Eukaryota, Fungi, Ascomycota, Eurotiomycetes, Eurotiales, Aspergillaceae. Bases 1 to 5508 code for a protein of 1835 amino acids. The transcript has 4 exons. Gene Ontology annotation, molecular function: protein binding. The record is from RefSeq and is a predicted model, not a curated record.
AUGGCACGCACUGCCCGGCGAACGAAGACAGCAGCAGCUUCUCACCGUCACACGGCAGACCACUACUGGCAGCAAGCCCUCGCCAGCCUCGACGCCGACUCCAAAGCCGCCCUCUCGUCCGUGUCCACCCGCAAGCUCGACAUCAUGGGCGCCGUCCUCAGCGCCGCCGAGGACAAGCGGCGGCUCUGCGUCCGCAAGCAAUGGAAGUUCAGGCUGCCGAGCGGCAGGUCCGUCGUGCUCCGCGACGUGCUGGAAAAGGUUGUCGGGUGGAUCGACCGGUUCAAGGCAGUGGGCGAUAUCGCCGCGCAGUAUAGCCCGGAGCACGUUGCCUUGCCCUGGGCGGCAUUUCGAUUCCUGCUUACGGUCGUCUGUGGUGACGCCCAGGUGUUUGGGUCCAUGGUCCUGGCUCUGGAGGUGGUGGCCCGUCUUGCGACGCGCUGCAGGGUCCUUGAGGAACUGUAUUUGCGCCGGCCGUGUGAUGCCUCGGGGGUCAUCGAAGAGGCACUGGUACGGCUAUAUGCGGGCUCGUUGGUACUGUUAGCACAGAUCAUCAGGUUCUUUAAGAAAUCUACUGGCGGUAAGAUGUUCAUUCAGUUGCCUCUAGAAUCCUUGGCCGUCAGCAGUGAGGACAUCCAGGCACUUGAAGCCAGAGAGGCAGAAGUCCUUAAGCUGGCAUCCCUGGCGGAUACAAAGGUCCUACAAGCCCUCGACGCAAAAGUCGAGCAGCUAACCGCUGGAACAACAACCGUUCUGCAAGACCUGAACGCGCGAUCUGCGCGACUGAUGGAUCUGACGGCAGCGAGGCACAAGUCCCUGGAGACCCAAAGGCUCGCGGACCUACUUCAGUGGCUAUCAUCCACCCCAGUCGCUCUGCACCACCGAGCAAUCUCUGCCCAGCGGCUUCCCGGUUCAGGACAGUGGCUACUGAAACACCCGGCAUUCCAGCAGUGGGAGGCCUCUAGUUCCUCAUCGCUCCUCGUCCUGCAUGGCGUGCCCGGGUGCGGCAAAUCCACAAUCUUCUCCGCCUGCGUCGACCAUUUCCGCCCGCCCACACCACCAUCGCAGCAGAUCCCUGUACCCACAGCACCAUGCGCUUACUUCUACUGCGCAGAGUCUCCCGCCCAGCCAGACCGGGCCUCGCCCGAAAAUGUAAUGCGCAGCAUCGUCCGGCAACUCGCCGUCAGCCCCAAGGACGGAGCAAUCGACCAGGGCGUUCUCUCCGUCUACGAGCGGGAGCUUCAAGAAGCCAAAGCUAUAAAAACAGACGUCCGCGCGCUUUCGUUUGAGGAAUGCAUCGCGUUGAUCCUGGACCUCACCAUGGUGAAUCCGGCAUACAUAGCGGUCGAUGCGGUCGAUGAGCUUCAGGCACAGGAUCGCGCAACCCUGCUGGAGGGCUUGCGCCGCGUGAUAUCCGAUUCCGCAAGUGUGGUCAAGAUAUUCAUUACCAGCCGCGAUAGUGUUCAUCUGGACAACCUCUUGCCUCAAGAUGCCGCUAAGAUCAGAGUGACCCCUGACCUUAACGGCGGGGAUGUUGCCGCCUACGUUGACCAUCAGCUACAAACAGCGCUGCAGAAAUGUUGUAUCCUCAAUGGGACCGUAUCGAGUGCGUUGGUAAACCAGAUGUCAAGGGCACUUAUCAAGGGCUCUGGAGAAAUGGGAGGUUUGCUCUGCAUAAUGCUCAUCAUUCUUCCGUGUCGUGUUAGGUUUCUAUGGGUGAAACUCCAAGUCGACUUCCUCUGCCGCAAGAAGACAGAAGACGAUAUCCUCGGUCCCUUGGCAAGCCUCUCGGCCAAUCUCGACCAGAUCUAUGGCCGGACGCUGGCGGCGAUUCUCACACUCGACGUCACAGCCAAACGAGUCGCGGAGCAAGUCCUCUCUUGGCUCCUCUUCGCUCGAAGACCACUCAGCGUGGAGGUGCUGCACGGCAUCCUCCAGCUAGAUCGAUAUGUGCAGCUUUCGGGGCGGGUUGAUAUUAUUGACAUAUGCCACAACCUUGUUCUUGUUGAUCCUGGCCUCGAUACCCUUGACUUUUGCCACCCAUCCGCGCGAGAGUUUAUGCAGCAGCAGGAUCUGUUUUCUGCGGCCCGCGCAAAUCGGCUUAUCGCCACUAUAUGUCUCCAGCAGUGCAUUGCGGGCCCAGCAUCAGACCCAGAUGCAUCCCAGCUAUCCAGCAGUACGCUGCCCGUGCAGGAACUGUACCACUACACUGCAGUAUACUGGCCGGAGCAUGUGCGAGACUCUGAAAACGAAGACGAGAAAGAUACUCUCAUGCAGGACACGGUCCUUUUUGUGCUCGGCGCAAACGACGACGAAAGUACGGUCAGUCCAGCAUUUCUUGUCUGGAUGGAGUGGAUCCGCUCUGCUAUCAAGGACUUGCCCCGUUACCACCAGAUAUCCAGCAAGUUCGAGCCGCUCCUGAGUACAGGAAUGUCGCCGCUUUUCCUCGCGUGCGUGUUUGGGCUCUCAGACUUGCUGGACCGGGUCUUUGCGCUGAAUUGGAGUCUCGAUAUCGAGGCGCGGAGUGAUACAGGCCAUACGGGUCUCUAUCUUGCUUGUUCGUACGGCCAUGACCAUGUUGUCUCAAAGCUUCUCUCCCAUAAUGCCGACAUGAAUACCAAAUGCGGCUCAUUCGGGACACCUUUCAACGUUGCUUGUUUCCGUGGCCACGCGGAAGUCGUUCAAACACUUCUAGCCCACAAGACAGCGCCGCGCACGACAGCUGCGUUCUCCGACGCAUUCAGAGCCGCGUGCCGAGGCGCGCGAGAAAAAGUGGCCCUCCUCCUCGCAAAAGCCUUUCUUCCAAUCUGGACGGAGAGCGAAUACCGCACUGCGCUCCAGGAGGCCGUCGAAGCCGGGUUCCGCGAUCUAGUCGAAUGGCUCAUGUCCCCGGCGACAGCCGGCCCGUUUUCCAGCGUGAUCGGUCCCUCUUCUACCCCGGACCAAAAGGGCUCAACUGCAGAGCGACUGCUACAUACAGCGAUCAAACGCGGUCAGGUCUCCGUUUUUCGCUCACUGCUGCGCAUGAAGCCGCACUGGCAGGAUCUCCUUCUAGGGGACGCGAUGGCUCUCAGCAGUCUCUCAGAUCACCCGGAUAUGCUAUUAGCACUGCAUGAUCUUGGCGUAAACGUUGAUGGAGAGGGCGUAUUCGGUUCAACGCUUCGCAGCGCUAGUCUCAUGGGGAAUGAGCGCGCUGUCCGUCUUCUACUAAGUUGGGGAGCGGACCCUGCAGCGUCCGGAAGCAAAGGCGACGCGUUGCAAGCGGCAGCUCAGAAUGGGCAUUUGCAGAUUGUCAGGCUCCUGCUUGACGAAGGUGCGGAUGUAAACCAGACAGGCCCACCGCGCGGAACGCCGGUACAGGCUGCUGCAUUCUAUGGGCAUUCGGAUGUUGUGGACCUCCUGCUUGAGCGGGGCGCGGACAUGUAUAAAGGCGGAAAGUCGCAGGAUGCACUGUAUGCAGCCAUUGAAGGCGGCCAUGAGGAGGUCGCAGCGUUACUGUUGAAGAAGGGCUACAGGGUUGCAGCUGGUGCCGAUCUCCCAGGCAUUAUGCGAGGGAGCUUGGAUCGUGUACAGCGUCCCUGGGAGAAGAAGCGCACGGCUGUGGGAGAGCAACGGGGCAUUGGGACGGACGACAGUGACGACGGUCUGGGUGGCCCACUACUCACAGGCCCCGAUGCGGUUGAUUCUUACGAGGAAGACUGCGAUGUGAGCCCCUCCGAUCUGAAGGACUUCCGCGAGUACGACCAUCCGGACCCGCCCCUCUUCAAGAGUGAGGCCAGAAUAGGUACUCUCGAGCUAAGUGUGGUUGCAGAAGACGCUGAUAUGAUUCGGCAGCUGAUUCUACGACCUGACACGACUCAGUACGAUGUAAUACAAGCCGUCAGAGCCGCGGUGACAGCGGGCCAGCUCAACUCCUUACGCGCCCUGCUGGACGAGCAAGCAGCUUUCUUCCAGGAGGACUUUCUGGACUUGAACAAGCAGCUUAUUCUGGCCUGUGAGCACGGUCACGCCCAUAUUGCGCAAUAUCUCUCCUUGCUGGUGCAGCCAGAGGUGGGCGGGGCAUCCUUAGAUGAGAAGACCUGGGGAACUGCUGUUCAAGCUGCUGUGUCUUCUGGAGACCCUGAUACGGUCCUUGUUCUACUCCGAUGCCAAGCUAAGCCAGAAGCAAGCCAUCUAAAAGCCGUGCUUUCUGCAAUCCAAUACGCUGUGGCGAAGCGGAACCCGUCUUGCUCUAAGGUUUUAUGGAGUUGGCUGUUACAGGAGCGAGCAAGCCAAGGCUCACACAGGACCUUGGUCGACGCCUGUCUCGAUCAGCAAAGCGGAGGAAGCCCCGAGUCGAUACUGAAAGACCUGCUCGAUGCCGCGCUCUGGUCUAGAAAUGAGGAAAUGGUGCGAACUGCAGCUGCAAAAAUGGAAGAACACGGCUGCGAUACGAGCGCCAUCCUGCCAGCCUUGGCCUCAGCCUGCAGGCGUGGGUUCCGCGCGAUCAAACCACUGCUUACUUCGGAGCGCUUCACUCAGUGCCACCUCUGUACCGCGUCGUAUACAGCAGCAAUCUUCGGCCGGCGCUGGGUCCUGAGUGAAAUUCUGGAAGAGCUGGCUAGACGAGGGUUUCCCUUUUCUCGCACUCCUGUAGUUGACUGCGCCUUCAUCGGCGCCGCUGCCCAUGGCCAUGUGGCGAUUAUAAGGACGUUACUAGAGACAAGUCAUCUGCGAGAGAAAUUUGCGAAAUUCUCGUGGGCUAUCACUCGUGCGAUGGUCAUCGCCGCGCAUCGCGGCCAUGAAGACAUUGUCCAAGAGUGUCUGCGGGAGGGGGCCGAUGUCGACGUACCUCAGGAGAAAGAUACCGUCGUGUCACCACACUGGCGCGAGGACGGUGCCCUCGCCAUUGAAGUUGCCUUUGACAAGUUAGGACCUAUCAAGCUUGUCAAUCCGAAUGCCGAGAUAACACACAACAAAAUUGGAACAAUGGACUUGAAGAUCGAGGAGACAGCUCCGUCGCCAGACAGGCGAUUAUAUCGUAGCAGGUCCAUUUACACUGAGGAAUGGACUGCACUACAAGCCGCACUGGCCGGCUUUGCAAAACACACCUGGACUUUGUCAGCGAUAAGGGACGACGGCGAAAUCACUGAUGGAAGCCAGGGGGCGAUGCAGCAACAGGAGAGGAUCGUCUUUCUGAUGCUUGAGCAGGGCUGCGAUCCCAAUGCUGAAAACGAUUCAGGUGAAACACCCAUCGAGACGGCCGUCAGGCUGGCGACUGCCCGAGUUGUCCAAAGGCUCAUCGAGAGUGGCGUGGAGGUUCCCGGUGACGACAGCCUGGUCUCCCUGGCAGCGAAAAGGGGUUCUUUCCGCAUUGUACUACACUUGCUGCAAGCAGGGGCUAGCGUCCCACGGACAGAGAAUGGAUCGCUGACACCGAAGAUGCUUAAAGUUCUGCACCCCAGACUCAAGUCGGCGGAUUUCAACGACAAUCCAAUGUCAAUGGAGGAGGCUCGCAGGCCGGUAUUCUAG